AUGGAGUCAAAAGCCUUCAAAUCCGAUUAUCCAACAAGACAUAUUGCCUUGUUCUCUAUUAACCUCUUGACCAUAAGCCACGGAGAGUUACUCGAGCUACUGAUGCCAUUAAAUAAUAAGAUUUUUUUGGUGAUCGAUUCACAAAAGGCGCUUAAAGAUGCAAGAUUACUAAAUAUUGAGGAGCUCGCGUCUCAAAUUGGUACAAUUCACUCUUUCUCGGAAGCUUGUGCAUCGAGCAACGUACAACUGGUGAAUCUUGAAUACGACGAUGAGCGUAAAACAGAAAAAUUGUUUGCGCGUCUUAAUGGUGUGUCAAUUGAGGGCACAACUAUUAAAGUUCUUCAAGCAAAUAACAAUCUGUUUGAUUGUACAUGCAAUGAGGAUGUUUUAUCAAAGUUAAAAGAGCCUCCCACUUGUAAUAAGAAGCCAAUGAACUGGAGUAUUAUGUCUGCUCUCAAUCUUUCGGAGAACCAUACGUAUUUCUCUACAGAUCCAUUUAGUGCUUCUCCUUUGUCUGUUGAAGACCCUCUGGUUUCAGACCAUUUCUCUUCGUCUAGCUCCAAUUGCACCCGCAAAAAUUCCAGCUCCAAGACUUAUCUCUCUCGCUCAGAUUCCCCCUCAUCCCCAGAGGUCUCUGAUAAGACUACCGGUCUCUUUAAAGAAGAAUCUAACUCUUCAAACCCACCUUUAUCUUGUUCGGCUGCGAUUUCUGACGUAAUUUUAUCUAAACCCGAUGAGAAGUCUCCAAAAGCUACUAUUAACGUCGAUGGCGCCUUGACUUCAAAAAUCAAAUCCACAGCAAAUACUGUAUUGGAUUCACCAAAUGAUCCCACUACCAAGGACAAGAAAGGGUCAUCUGGAUCAACAGGUUACAAGAAGAACAAAUCUUACUCGUCUGUUGUAAGUGCGGGUGUAAAAACAAAGGCAAAGCCUUCAUCGCCUUUAGUUCCUUUAGCUCCUUCAGCUCCAUCAGCUCCAUCAGCUCCUUCCGCUCCUGGUAAGGCUUCAUAUGAACUUGAUAUUAAUAAGGUGAUUACAAAGCAAGACACCCGAACAACAUUCAUGAUCCGCAACAUUCCCAAUAAAUACACCCAGGAAAUGAUCAUGAAUUUGAUUAAUGAAACCCACAAAAACACAUAUGAUUUCUUUUAUCUCCGAAUGGACUUUAAAAACAAAUGUAAUGUGGGGUACGCUUUUAUUAACUUCCUUGAAGCAAAGAGUGUAAUAAGCUUGCAUCAGGAGCGUGGGGGCAAGAGAUGGAGCAAAUUCAAUUCAGAUAAGCGUUUUCAAUUAUCAUACGCUGAAAUUCAAGGAAAGAAAGCUCUAAUUAAAAAGUUCCAGAACUCUCAAGUAAUGGAACAAGAGCCUAAUUAUCAGCCUAAAUUGUUUUAUUCUUCUGGCUCUUCGAAAGGAAAAGAGCAGCCUUUCCCGAGACCAACGGGGGAUGGUCAUAAGGCUAAGUCUCAAACUCGACGGCGUUGA
Mucor mucedo is the source of this 1482-nucleotide messenger RNA. Its product is annotated as RNA recognition motif 2-domain-containing protein. The transcript has 7 exons. NCBI's taxonomy places the organism in Eukaryota, Fungi, Mucoromycota, Mucoromycetes, Mucorales, Mucoraceae. The record is from RefSeq and is a predicted model, not a curated record. Gene Ontology annotation, molecular function: nucleic acid binding. Bases 1 to 1482 code for a protein of 493 amino acids.